Molecule: messenger RNA, 1804 nt
Organism: Cladophialophora immunda
Lineage: Eukaryota; Fungi; Ascomycota; Eurotiomycetes; Chaetothyriales; Herpotrichiellaceae
Exons: 3
Coding region: 457-999 (180 amino acids)
Source: RefSeq, a predicted model, not a curated record
UUGGCGGCGGGCGGCGUGGGUUGCAACCAGCAUCGCCAGGCUUCUGUCCACUUUGUCGGGCCUCUCAACCAAUGCGCGACCUUGAACCGAGGGCAUCGAGGCCAUGAAAUCAUCUCCCUGGCCACCUCUGUAUCGGGUUGCUCUUCAUCCGUCUAAUUGCCUAAUGGUCUAAUGGAGCUCCGCCCCCAGCAAAGCGCCAGCAGCAGCUCAACAAGAUUGCCUACCCAUAUGGGAGCGGAGCAGGGCAAAGGGCAAUAGUCAUAUAGUCGCCUACUAAAGACACGCACCAGCACCAUAUUAUUCCCGCUCACUCCUACAUACCUCCCUACCUUUUCAGUUCCCGUCCUUCUGACUUCUGACUCCUUUGUAAAGCUGUCACUAUCAGAGCUGCAUUGACCUGCAUCAACCUACACUUGGUUCCACACUCUAGCCCCUCUCAAAAUCCAUCAGCAUACCAUGGGUGAAGCUACCGUCAACGGCGACAUGCCGCAUUCUGCCUUCCUCUCACAUAUCCAAUCCUACCCUCUCGUCUCAGACUCGAUCAAGACCAUCCAAGAGAACCCCUACGGUGUCAAAUCGAUCGAGCUGACCAACGCCGGCUACACGAAAUUUGUCAAGCCGACCCUGCCCUACUUCCAGACCCCGGCCUCCUACGCCAAACCCUACGUCGCGAAGGCCGAUGAGCUCGGUGACAAGUUUCUCACCAAAUUUGAUGAGCAGGUGCCCAUUGUCAAGGCCGAGACCAAGGACAUUCAGGACAAGGUUAUGAGCUACAUCCACUGGCCGCUCGAGACGGCAAACACUACCAAGGACUGGGCCUUGGGUACAUACCAAGAUGAGUACAAGAAGUGCGGAGGAGAAGGCUACGUGGCGGGCGGCAAGGCAGUCAUCACCACGUCCCUGAUUCUGAGCUCCGAUGUCCUCAAAUGGAUCAGCUCAUUCCUGCAGGCCAAGAAGGACCAGGCCAAGGAAGUCGUCAACGAAAAGACCAGCAAAUAAGUGGAUGGCUUCUCGACUGCCCGCCGUCCACUCUGUUUCCGCGCCCCGAUUGUUGAGAGCACGACCUCUCAAGUCAUGUACAAAUGAUACCAGCACAAGCAUUUGAUACCCUGAUCGCUACCGGCCAACUACACGAGAUUCGAUCGCCCCUCUUGGCCGAGUCCAAGUCCCCUGAGGAUCUUUCCCAGCUACGCCACCACAAUCCAGCAACCCGAAUGAACUCACAUGAGCAAGCGAUAAUCAAGGCCCAUUUUCUUUCUCGCCAGCAUCCGCUGCUGUGGAUCUCCUUCGUCCCGUCUGAAUUUCUCCUUGAUAGAAGUUUGUUGUCUGCGCGUCUGAAAAUGCAUAGAAUCGGGUAGUUUCUGUUGAAAUGAUAUGAAAUCACUCCAAUGUCAUACUCUCCUGGGUGGCGAUCAGCAACGCAAUCUUUUGUUGAGUGCGGCUGUUGUGAAACUGGGUUUUCGGCAGAAGCAUGUGAAAGUGCCUGUUUUCCCUUCUUAUCGUUAUCAGAAAUUUUCACAUGCGAUGAUGUCGGUGGUGGAGCCUCGAGAGAGCUAGCAGCCCCUCCUUGGAUUUCUGAGGCAACUCAACAAUUUCGAUCGAGAGGGCGAAAGUGUUUCAAAUGGGCAUGGUAGAAGAGGCAGACAGCGACAAACAUAUACACCGAUGACACCCAUGUCCCGUUUUGGGCCGUCUCUGCCAGACUCCGUCCUGCUGACUGCUAAAAGGACGACCAUCGUACUCGGUUUCCCGUGGGCACAACGCAGGUCCACGAGACUUUGCUCCCCCGGAUAUCCUCUCCGCU